AUUUGCAAGAAGAGAUUACAGGAAAAAAGAUGCACUUCUCAGUUAUCGCGGCACCUUGUUGAAUGCUGAUGAGGCACAUGAAGUAGCUAAAGUUUGCAAGAUGUAGAUGGAAAUUUCAUGGUUUACUUACGAAAUUGAUGCUACUAGAACAGAUUACCUUGUUAGAUAUGUCAAUGACUCACCAUCGUCCUAUGCAAAUUGCAAGAGGAUCCUAAAGUUUACUGCCUCAAUACCACACCUUUUCGCCAAAAAGGAUAUUCCUUUGAACAUAAAAUCAAGGUAUGACUAUGGCGAAUCCAAAUGGAAAUUAGCCUGGAGAAAAGGGACAGAAUAUCUUAAAUCAUUUGACUAGUUACCAAUCCCAUGGCUGUCAAAGGUCCACGUUACAAACGUAACGCCGUCGUCGGUGACCUCCAUAGAGCCAAACGUAUCAGCUCAAAUGUUGACCAAGAAGUCGAUAACAUCAAGACGAAAUACAAAAAGGCUGAUUUUCCUCCGCGCUAUGUCAACAGCAUCAUACGGCAGUUUUACGAAGACUAAAGCGUCAAACCCAGAGUCCUUUUUAAUUCCACCUGGUUUGUUUGAUGAAAAAGAAGAUAAGGUAUUUUUACUUUUUGAAAUACAUUUCUGUGAGAAAAAUGAACAGCUUUCAAAAACUUUCCUUAAAAAGUUUAACGUCUACACUAAUUCGCGGUUCCAUGUGUCAAUUAAACAGCUGACAAAAUUUACAAGAACAUUGUUCCCUUUAAAUCCUCUCACCCUGCGUGCAAAAUAUACGUGCGUAUGCGGUGUCACAUAUGUAGGUGAAACAAAAAGGAAUGUGGAACAAAGAUGGAACGAACACCGCCUUCCUCACAAAUCAGAACCAACCAACCAUCUCGUAGAGAACCCCCCACACACUUUUACAUAGGUUAUUAGUCAUGCUUCAUUGAAUGAUAGAGAGAGAAAGAACUUAAAAGCUCUUAUCAUAGCCAUUAAGAGACCAUUUUUCAAUGAACAAUUACAUUUCCAAAUGUUAUGUUUUUUUGGUUUUGGGAUUACUUAGUAAUUACUUGUUUUAACACCUUUCUUUUAUAUGUACAUCCUUUUUUUAUAUAAUCAAUUUUCUAGAUUUCUUUUUAUCUGUUUACUUCUGUAUUUUUCCUUUCACUUGUAUAUUUAUUGUACUGAAGACGGACAUAGUCCGAAAAGCUUCCGCUUAUCUCUUUGAUAAUAGCCGUAUUUUGUCUGUCUCUGCGCAAGAUGGCACCUCAAGUAGCGAGACCCGCCGAAAAUCCCCGCGGCCCUGCAGCUUUAUUUCGAAUCCCCGGCAGACCCCGUUUUUUUACCGGCCUUGCUUUGCCGCUCAAUGUAAUAAACCAAUCACGAGGCCCCAUUUUCACUAAUGACCAAUCCAAAUGCUUCGCGGCCUCAACAUGCCGACGGGAGGAAACAUGCUACCCCUACGAAGGCCAUUUUGGUUUGGAAGUGAUGGUGUGAAGUUUGGAAGAUAUACGUGGCGUCGUGAUUCUGUACAUCUUAGUCAAGUGGGAAAUGUCACUGUGUAUGCAGAUGUUCCAGGCUUUCUAAACCCAUCAACCCUGUUCGAAUCUGCUAGACCAGACAUUGUCUUCGUGAAGGACAACACCUAUCAUAUUAUCGAGUUGACGAUUUGUUUCGAGAGCAAUUUGGUGAAAUCACAUGAAUAUAAAAGGAGAAUGCACGAAUGCAUACAGGAUUAUGUGAUUGAUAAGAACUUCGACGUCGUACUUUACCCUGGAAUUUAGUUCCGUGGGGUUCGUUCCUCCUUCGAUGAAGAAGCUUAAUAGCUUUUUGAGACAAAACAAAAUAGACGUAAGUAGAAUGAUUUUAAAAUGCAGCGAAGUUGCUUGCAGAUGUUCCUAUUAUGUAUUUAAUAGACGAAACAAGAGCUGGUUGGAAAUGCCAAUAAUGAAGUUUGUGUAAUGUAUGUUUAUCUGCUGCCCUUUUUAAUAGCGAACACAGCAGAAUUUAAAUUUCUAGUUGUAUCUAGAUAAAUUAACAAAAUAUUCAACUGUCAAGGUCUAGAUAGCAAAAUAAAACAAAUGCAGAUCGCAGACGACUUCCUACAACAUGAUCUAUCAAUUAGGAUGGUACAAGAAAUCAUCAACGGACAACAAAACGCUUCACCUAUAUAACUCUGGAAACGAGUCGAAAUCACGAAAUGGGACUGGAAUCAUUCCUAAACCAAACAUUGACGUCGUUUUUAAACCAAUCUUAGAUAGAAUUUGCAUGUUAACAAUAAAAAAAUGCUAAUAAUGUUACAUGUAACUAUAUUAGCUCUUAUGCUCCAUCGCUAGAAAGAACAAUGAAGAAACCUUAUGAAACAACUAACACAUGUUUCAAACACAAACCAAGUCAUCGCACCACAGGGAAAUCACCUGUAACCGCUCAAAAUAAUCUCUAUCCUUAUAAUGGGGAAAAUAUAAUAACUCUUGUUAGGGUUAUCGUUAGAACUUGAAACUUUGUUUCAUCGAAAAGAAUCAUUUUGCCUGUUUUGGACACGUAAUUAAUCAAAUUUCCCGAUUUUUUCGGAUCUCUCCCCCCCUCCCCCGGUCAUAAUAUGUUCUAAAAACCCCGGACCGAAUAGGGUUAAAGGAAUAUUCAACAAAAAUGAAACAACAGUAAGAAAACCAAUAACACCAACCCCAAUGACAAAUAAAUUUACAAAAAAAGACAUAAAAUCAGCUACGAAAGUAAUCACCAAAGCCCUGGCAAAGAUAACAACAAUGGUGAUCUAAUCAAAGACCCACCAGACAUAAUAUACGAGAACAUAGAAAAUAUCUUCAAUAACAUUGCAGAGACAGGCGAACACCCAAACGAAAUAGAUCAUGGUUUAAUCCGAGCACUACAAAAACCGGGAAAACCAAAGGGACCGCCUUCCAACUUGAGACCAAUCAUACUACUAUCUGUUCUGAGAAAAAUUCUAGCAAUGUGUUUAAUAAAGCGCAUUGGAACAAGACUAGACGACAAAAUUCCAAUCAACCAAACUGCAUACAGCAAAAGUCGAUCAACAACUGAACACGUAUUUACCACCAAACUGAUAAUUGAUAGAACAAUAACAUCAAAACACGAAACUGUAUACCUUAUUCUUCUAGAUAUGAACCCUAACGUCAAAUGUUAAUAAACGACCUUAACCCUAUUUGGGCCGAGAUUUUUCGAACAUACUAUGACCGGGGGAGAAUCCGCCCCUCCUGAAUAACUUCUCAUAGGGUUGUUCAAAUUGAAUCAAACUUGGCACACUUAUAGUACGUCAUAUAAUUAACAAAAUGGCAGCAAUAAGUUUUUGUUUGCGUCAGCACAUCUUCUGUGAUGUCAUCAGAAGCUUGAAAUUUGUUAAAAAUGACACUAUGUAAUUAAAAUUUAAUUACUUUUGUUCCAGAUGGAAUUUUUGCAUUCUGUUUGAAAAUGCUGAAAGCUAAAUAAAAGUUGUUUAACAUAUUUUUCGGUCUUUACGUGGAUCGCAUAACAAAUUGCCAAAAAUUUCCCGAAAAUCCGGUUUUUUCCGAUUUUCGGGUAAAAUCUGACGAAAUCGGGAAAUCGGACUAAUCACGUGUCCAAAUUGUACAAAAUGAUUCUUCUUAAUAAAACAAAGUUGUGUUGCAAGUUUCAGGUACUUAUGUAUUGACUAAGGAUAAUCCUAAGAGGAGUUAUUAAAUCUUACCCAUUAUAAGGGUUUCAUAGAGAUUUUUAGGGGUAGUUUCGAGUAAUGGCUAAUAUCAAAGCCUCUGAAAGGUAUGCGACCUAAAAAUUUGCCAUGCAGGUGUCUAAUAGAUAAAUAUUGAAACUCAAUAUGCUUCAUAGCCAUAUAACAUAGCAAUAAGGAG
This is a messenger RNA of Hydractinia symbiolongicarpus, 3845 nucleotides long. RefSeq lists its product as uncharacterized. The record is from RefSeq and is a predicted model, not a curated record. The transcript has 2 exons. The coding region runs from base 1398 to 1766 and encodes 122 amino acids. Lineage: Eukaryota; Metazoa; Cnidaria; Hydrozoa; Anthoathecata; Hydractiniidae.